Messenger RNA from Soboliphyme baturini, 650 nucleotides. The record is from the annotation of a GenBank genome assembly. Lineage: Eukaryota; Metazoa; Nematoda; Enoplea; Dioctophymatida; Soboliphymatidae.
AUGUCUCAGCACCGCCAUUGCUCUGCUCCCGGAGGCAAAACUCUAGAUGGUGACGGUUCGGAAAUACUAGGCAUCUGCUACAAGUCGCUGGUCGAAGCUAUGGCCGAAGUGCCAGGAACAUCGUCGUCGACACUGAACGUCACACCCGUACCUCACUUGGCGAUCGCGGCUUGGUUGCACGGCAUUAAACUCGACCAGUACGAAUCGCUGCUGCGCAAUUUUCACGAAGUCGAGGAUCUACUGGACUUGAAUACGGUCGAUCUGUUGCGACUCGGCAUUAAAAAUAGCGCUCACCGGUGCCGCAUAAUCGGCAGCCUGCGCAUCUUACGGGAAAAAGAUAGGAGAGCUCCCAACUGCACGAAAACCAAUGUCAGUGAGGCUGUGACCGCCCGAACGCUAUUUACGAGAACCACUGGUGACUCCACUGCUCGAGGCAAAGACGACAGUCGCCAGGACGCCAUGUCAACUCUAACGAGGGUCGGCGAGGAGACGAUCGAAGAAAAUUAUUGGUACCAUGGAGCAAUCGGCAGGGCCAGAGCCGAAGCUUUGGUGCUGUAUUCCGGCGACUUCUUGGUAAGUAUACGAACGUCAAGGUUAAGGACGAUUCUGAAAAUUUCAACGCCUAUCUACUUUUCACUGAUCGAUUAACU